AAACCCGAUUGGCUGAUUCAUACGAGCAGGGGUUUGGACGGCAAGAUGCGUUAGAACUAGUGGUGCCUCCUCAUGUCCUGAAAGUGCACAUACAGAAACACAUUAAAAAUACAUGUACAAAUGUCUUAAAGAUUAGUGGCUGUAAAAAGUCGUUUAUUUUAAGUAUAAUCCAGGUGCUUUUGGGUUUCCUUCAGAGCGGAGGGAUAUUUGCGCCGUUUUAACGUGCGAUCUCAUAUCUUAUGUACUGGACUCAAGAAUGGAGGUUACUGAAGCCAUGGACAGCAGAACACCAUUGGCAGCCCUGUAUUUCUCUCAGAGGAACAGUGAAGCUGGAGAUGUGGAUUUCUCCAAACUUACUCCUUCACAGUUUGGCAUAUCAACAAACAGCUUCUUACCGUCCUCCAAGAUUAAAGAUAAAUCCAGAGUUGCUCAACUGAAGGCCAGGAGGAGAUCCACGAUUGGGGUCCGGGGAUCUCCAGAAACAAACUCUCUCAUCUGCUUCAGAGCCAAACAAGCUGCAAAAACUCCUCCACGAACACCUCAGCUUUUACAGGGGAGUCCAUUUCUUUCACGCUGUGACUCGCUGAAGAAGAAGAUGGCUGCUUUCCAGUGUCUGAUGGAGGAGGACGAAGAGAAGGAUGAACAGAAGAAAAAUGAGGAGAAUGAGAGUGAUAAAAGCACUUUGGCUGAAGAUUGUAAGAACGGAAAGGAGAACACGCUGACUACGCAUAGCCCACCCGCUUCGAUGACGCCUCCUCCGUCUAAGAAACGCUGCCGGGCCUCGCUGAGGGAGUGUGAGGACAAGAUUACUGAGACGCCACUCCCUCACCCCACCUUCACAACACAACAGGAGCAAGGGUUGAAAUGCUUUGAGUCUCAAAGCCAGAGGCCUCUUUCAGACUUGGAUUCGGAUGCAAAGAAUGAGCUUCUGUCUUUACCUAUGCUGUCAAAACCAGACAUUAAGCCAGCAGAUGAGAACAUCGUAUCUUCUGUACGCAAGAAGCGUGUUCGUUUCGGGGCUCCGCUCUCUCCGGAGUUCUUUGACAAAACUCUCCCUCCCAGUACCCCACUACAGAAAGGAGCCACCCCAAAGUGUCCUCCGUCAUCUACGGGCCCUAAACUCUCUCUGCUGAAGACCCCUCAACGCAAUGAUCCUCUUCCCCAGCCUGACUUUAGUAGUCCUCGAAGCAAUGGAGCCUCUCCUGUCCUGGUUAUCGACAGACACAAUGCUGGACUGGUGUAUAGUGAUGAAGUAUUUGAAGAGAUCGAGAAGAUCAGUUUUCCCAGUAUGGAGGACGAGUCUCCCUCAAACAAACUUUCUGAGGACUGCGAAGAUGCACUCUCUGCUGAGGACCCAGGGCAGCCCCAGGCUGAAGACGCUGAAGUUAUGAACGCUGCUUUUCAAGAGGAAGAGGAUGUACCAUUAAAUUCACUGACGGAGGAAAAACUACCACGUCCCACUGGUGAUCAGCCACUGGCUCUCUCCGCAGAAGAGGUUGAGUCUUCUGAACAGACACUUUCAUGUAACUCCAGCGUUGAACCAGCUCGCUCUCGCAGUAGGAAAAGAAAGCAACCAGGAGAGAAUGAGCCUGAGACGAGGAGAAGCUCGCGUACGGCAGCAGCUUCUGCUUCAGGAAAGAUGAAGAAACCGUCAGGAGUAAAAAGACGAUUUGGUAAUAAGGAGGUGGAUCGUUCUCUGUAUGGGAAAAGAGACUAUGCCUCAAAAAACCCUCUACUCAGCCCCAUAAUUGAGACGACGUCUGCCAGUCUCAACAGCACGCCCACACAGGCUCAAUCAGGAAAACAAAUAGAUGGAGAGCAAGACUGCAUUCAGACUCCCAGCGUUCCCCAUAGCAAGACAGUUCAUCCCAUGGUAAGUCUGGAUACUGCCUGUACACGGACCAAUGAAAACCAGCAGACGUUGAGCUCCAUCGUGGGCAUGACUUGCGCGGAAGCCUUAGUUGGCACUCAGGAUCCUGCAGAAAGAGGAAACUCGGCAUCAAAGGCUUUCAAAGUCAAACGUGAUUCAAGGAGGCCCGUACGCAAACGCCGUAGCUCAGGCGCAGCCAAAAGAAAAGAGCUUUGCAGUCCAGCUAUUAGCUCCAAUACUGACUCCAAAACUGGGGAACAAGAUACUGAGAGACAAAAGCCACCUGGAUGUGCCUCAAUGUCCCGAGGCAGUCCUGAUAGACCAGUGCAUCAUGAAACUGAGUGCUCUGAGAACCAAGAAAUUGAGGCUUUAAUAAGCUGCGUGGUGCCAAAUGGAGACUCCAUGAACAUUGAGAGCUUGGAGCAGAAGACGCCAAGUAAUAAAAAACACGGACGGGUCCAAAAGGCACUGAAAAGCCCUCGUGGAAAGCUUAAUGUUGUGGUGGAGGAGGUUGUUGAGAGCAGUCAGUCAGAGCGAGUUACUGAUGAGAGCAACACUGAGCCUAGUUUGGCCCCCUGGCAGCAGGCGGACUUCAACAUCGACGACAUCCUGAAACCUGUGGCAAAGAGUCGAGGUUCUGUGCGACGCAGCUUGAGGAACCGGAGGAGCGUGGACCUCCAGGCUGUGGGUCUGGCUUGGGUGGAUCACACUUCUCCGGAGCUGAGUAAAGCGAGCCGGAGGAAGACGCGGGGAAGACUCAGCGGAGUAUCUGAGCUUCUUCUCUCUCAAGCCUCUGAGGAACCAGCUCCAAACUUCACAGAGUAACUCGCCUCAAUCAUUUGUGUGUCAGUUAGCCGUUUAAUUACUGUCCAACGAACUUCUGAUAAAAUACCGCUCUGUUCCCUUAAGUAAUGUUUUAAAUUUCUUUUGUUUGUUUUUUUAUAGCAUUUUAGUGUUGAUGGAUGAAACCUGCUCUUAUAAGAAGAUUGUAUUAUUGUUAGAUUACUUCUACUCAUUAAAUCUUCUCUUGAGUGAAUGAAUUGAUGUUUGAAGAUGAUUUUACUGUGGUAAUCUUAUAUUAUUUUACAUAAAUGACAAUCCAAGUUUGCUUGGACAGUGGUUUUUGUUUUAUUAUUUUAAAUUUGCCUACUUCGCAAUUCAGUGGUACAAUACAAUAUUUGCAUCCAAACCUUGUUUUCAUUGCCGUUGUUUGUCAUUCACAGUGCUUCGGCAAGACAUUAUAGGGCCUGCUUUAAAUAUUUCAUGGAUGAUUAUCAUAUUUGAACCCAUCAAGAGGAAAAAAAUAUCUUUUGCAUAGAAAAGAUUUUUUGUGUCACUUAUUUUGACCGUCAUGCACGUUGUCUUGUUACCAUAAUGCAUCUAGUCAAAUUGUCAAUGUUUUAUUCUCAUUCAAUUCUCGUUAUCCUGAUUACUAAUAUACUGUAAUUGCUUGCAUUAAAACAGUAAUUAAUGCACAAAAAAACAAAACCGC
This is a messenger RNA of Onychostoma macrolepis, 3362 nucleotides long. It is a transcript of the gene cdca2, whose product is annotated as cell division cycle associated 2. The record is from RefSeq and is a predicted model, not a curated record. Bases 257 to 2695 code for a protein of 812 amino acids. Gene Ontology annotation, biological process: regulation of mitotic nuclear division; regulation of chromosome segregation. NCBI's taxonomy places the organism in Eukaryota, Metazoa, Chordata, Actinopteri, Cypriniformes, Cyprinidae. The transcript has 13 exons. Gene Ontology annotation, cellular component: chromosome; nucleus.